CCCGUGUUUUUCUAAGAGCCAACCAACAACCGAUGAAACGAGGUCGAUACUACAAUCAUGGGCGCUAGCAAAAAUAUUCCGAAUGGCAUGUCGAGAGGGGCAGGAACAGCCGGAACCACCAGCAGCAAUCACAACGACAGUCGCGGCCACCGACGGAGAGGUUCCGAUCCCCCCGCACAAGGGACCGACGCUAAUGUUCCGAACAGCAUUUCUUUCGGGAAAUCAAACAAGGCGGCAGGCAAUAGCAGCAAGAGCCUUCGGGCGAGGAAACGCUACCUUGAACAACAGCAUUCUAGCUAUCGCCAGCAGAGGAACGACGACGAUGUAACAACCCACACGGACGAUUGCUCGUCUUUAUCGGAUGAGGUGGGGCGCUUGCGCUCACACAAACACGACCCGAGCCAGGCGCACCACACGUCGUGGAGCCCACCGAAGCCCGAGCUGGAACUCAACCCGUACCGUGAAGUCCACCAGCUCCAGAAAAACAGAAGAGAUCCCAAACCGAAGCUCGGGCUCUCCGACCGGGGCAUUGAAAUCCGGGACAGUGCAGCCCCCAAGAAGUCCUGGCAGCACAGCGAUCCGAAAAACAGCCGAAGAAUACGUGGCGACGAGAAGCACCUCGACGAGAUGGGAUUCUCGUCCGGAAACGACUGGGUCCCUUCGAACUUUUACAAGAAAACCACGCAGAAAUCAGCGCUGCACCAGCUUCUGGCGGGAGAAAACAGCGCCGCCAAGGGCAGAGGAAGCCGAGAAACGGGCAGCAGCUACCGGAAAAAGUUUCACCAGCACCAGAACGAUGACACCUAUGUCUCACCCUACCCCCCGUCGCAGAAACAAAUCCGGGCCGCCGAGAAGAAACGAAACGAGCAGACCGAAGCGCAGCGGAAACAGCAGCGGCUCUACGUGCCCAUCCUUCCAGAGUCAAUAAACCACCAAACACGGAAGCAAAAAUCGCGGAAGAAGCCUACAGGAAUAGCCGAACACAACCACGCUUCGGAAGGGGUGGAGAAAGCAUACGGAUACUCGGACAACAGCAGCAACAAAAACAGUCUCGACAACCACAUAGGCAACGCUUCUAGCGGCAGUGCCACCCUAACGGUGGACAGGGAAAUCGCGAAGCCCGUGAGCGCCCUAACGAUUCCCAACGCCAUUUCUACCCCUGUCGCCGAGAAGAACAUUGCAGACGAGAACGAUGCAUUCCUGGAGGAGUUCAUCGAGGACAUGGACGACGACGGUGACGGGGACUACGAAGACAUCGAGAUCGAUGAUAUCGACCUCGAGGAGUUGGGCAUCGAAGGUAUCGACGAGGAGUAUACGGUGUACGACGAGUCGUUUUUCAAAGAGGAGAAACCACCGAAGGAACCUCUGGACACCGAAGACGACGAAAUAAUCACCGAAAACGAGGAAUACACGGUCGAGGAAUUCUGUGAGGUGGAACAGAACCCAUCCCUGUCUACGGCGAGAUCCAACGUUCCGAGCAACAUCCACCGAGCCCUCAACGACAAUGCUGCCCUCGAUCAGGUAGACACAAAUCAGAACAGCGACGCAGAGUGCGAGAAGCGCACCAUACCCUACACAAUAUCCUCCAGAACACAGAAGAAAAAACAACUGGAACCGGUCUCUGUCGCGUCGUCGUCGAGGUAUCGGCCAUCUAUCCAGGAGGCAGACGGCGACGACCUAUCCUCCCAAACGUCCAUAUCGUACGAAGUGGUGCACGAGGAGCACCGGGAGGGCGAGGGCGAGGACGAGGAAAAUGGAUUCGAUCGUGGCAUCGAUGGCAACAGUGGGGAAAGCAGCAACAGCAAAAGCAACAACGAGCAGUCCACGCUGACGACCCAGAAGUCGUCCUUGUUCUUCAAGGUGACAACCAAUGAUUGCCUGGACAUUCGGUGUUUCGACAAGGAGAAGAGGUUCCGACCGAGCUGUGGGGUUUACACGGUUGUGUGUCUGAUUCUAGUGCUGGUUGCCGUGUGGACGUGGCUUGUUCUACGGCUGCUGCGUGAGAAAGACGGAGAGUAGGCCGAUUGCGUAAUAGUGCG
Pseudo-nitzschia multistriata is the source of this 2039-nucleotide messenger RNA. Lineage: Eukaryota; Bacillariophyta; Bacillariophyceae; Bacillariales; Bacillariaceae. The record is from the annotation of a GenBank genome assembly.